Cylicocyclus nassatus is the source of this 579-nucleotide messenger RNA. The record is from the annotation of a GenBank genome assembly. NCBI's taxonomy places the organism in Eukaryota, Metazoa, Nematoda, Chromadorea, Rhabditida, Strongylidae.
AUGACAACAAAAUUGUUGAUCUUGGCUCUUGAAAGGCUGAAGGAAGCGUAUAGCGUAAAGAAACGACUCUACAAGUCACAAAGAGAGGAGCUGGCUGUGAUUGAGCAGGCUUACGGCAACCCACACGAGGCAUUGUCACGUAACAAGCGAGACAUGUUUACCCAGAGGGCCUUCAAAGUAUCUAUUUCGCUCCUGUUGCUUUGCUUGAGAGAGGAGCUGCCUGUGAUUGAGCAGGCUUAUUACGACAACCCACACGAGGCAUUGUCACGUAUAAAGCGAGUUGUUAUCGAGUUCAUGGAUCUAUGCACCCAUCCAAUACCAGAGUACGAUAUUGAGCUGCUUGAGAAAUUUGCUUUGUUCAUCAUAAAGUACUGCGGUUUGGUGCUCGAUCUCCUCAUUCUCGGUCUGCGACGAGCAUCUGAGAUUGCUGGCCCGGCACAGUGUCCAAAUGAGUUUUUAACGUUCCAAGAUACUGCUACGGAAACAGUGCAUCUCGUCCGCCUAUAUUGCAGAUAUAUUGACAGGGUGUGGAUCAUGCUCAGCUUUUCUGCUGACGAAGCACGUGACCUGAUUCAGUGA